UUCUCCGCCUCCUUUGCUUUCCCUCGGCGAGGGGAAACGACGGAGCGGCACGCGGAGUGUGGAGCGUCUUGAGGCGGCCCGGGGUUGCCUUCUCCUCCUCCCGCGCCCUGCUUGCACACAAAGCCAUGGGGUUUAAGGAGCCCGGCGUGCCUUUGACCCUUCUCCUCUGGAUUACGGCUUCCUGGAGCUGCCUGGCUGGCUCUGCCGCCGGGGCUGGGGAAGCGGCGGCGGCAGCUCGCAGGCAGGACGAAUCCUUCUCCACGGCGAGCGUCUACGGAGCCAGAUGCACCUCCAGGUGUCUCAGCUUGCAGAUCACUCGUAUCUCCGCCUUCUUCAAGCAUUUCCAGAAUAAUGGUUCCUUGGUCUGGUGUCAGAAUCACAAACAAUGUUCGAAGUGUCUGGAGCCCUGCAAAGAAUCCUGGGACUUGAAGAAAAACCAUUGCCAAAGUUUCUGUGAGCCUCUUUUCCCCAAGAAGAACUAUGAAUGCCUAACUAGCUGUGAAUUCCUCAAGUACAUCCUGUCGGUGAAGCAAGGAGACUGCCCAGCACCUGAGAAGGCGAGCGGCUUUGCGGCUGCCUGUGUUGAAAGCUGCGAGUCUGACAGUGAAUGUUCUGGCGUGAAAAAAUGCUGCUCUAAUGGAUGUGGACAUACAUGCCAAGUACCCAAAAAUCUGUACAAAGGUGUCCCUUUGAAACCCAGAAAAGAAUUAAAGUUUAGUGAGCUUCAGUCUGGACAGCUGGAAAUUAAGUGGUCUUCAAAAUUCAAUAUCUCAAUUGAACCUGUGCUCUACGUGGUACAAAGGAGAUGGAACUAUGGGAUUCAUCCCAGUGAGGAUGAUGCUACCAGCUGGCAAACAGUGGCACAGACCACAGAUGAGAGGGUACAACUGUCUGACAUCAGACCCAGCCGGUGGUACCAGUUUCGAGUGGCUGCCAUUAAUGUGCACGGAACAAGAGGUUUCACAGCUCCUAGCAAGCACUUCCGCUCUUCAAAAGAUCCGUCAGCGCCACCGGCCCCAUCUAAUCUCCGAAUUGCCAACUCUACUGUGAACAGUGAUGGGAGUGUAAAUAUGAGGAUUACUUGGGAUCUCCCAGAGGAACCUGACAUCCCAGUCCAUCACUACAAAGUCUUCUGGAGUUGGACCGUCAACAGCAAGUCUCUUGUUCCAGCUAAAAAAAAGAGAAGGAAGACUACAGAUGGGUCCCAGAAUUAUGCAGUCCUCGAAGGCCUCCAACCCAACAGUAAUUACAUGGUGGAAUUGCAGGCAGUAACAUACUGGGGUCAAGUACGCCUGAAAAGUGCCAAAGUCUCUCUCUACUUUAGUUCUACUCAGACGGCUGUUAACAACAAAGACCAGAUUUCUACAGUUGGGAAAGCAGCUGAUGCUUUCCCAUCUUUCAAAGGAAGAAGACCCACUCGCCUUCUUGAAAUUGGAGUGCCUUUUUAUCAAGAUGAUCAGCUUCAAGUGAAAGUCUACUGGAAAAAGACAGAAGAUCCAAGCAGCAGGAGUAGAUAUCAUGUCCAGUGGUUCCCAGAGUCUUGUCUGCACAAUGAAACAAAAGGGCCUGAAAAAUCCAGUGCUGAAACAUAUGAAAAUUAUAUUAUUCUUCAGGACCUGUCAUUUUCAUGCAAAUACAAAGUUACUGUCCAGCCAGCAAGAUCCAAAGGCCGGUUGAAGACUGAAAGCAUUUACUUUUCUACUCCGCCUUGUUCUGAUCUUAAAGGAAGAAAACACAAGCACAUUAGCUGUCCUACUGAAGGAGCUCCGGUUGUCCCAAAAGUGUUGGCAAAGCCAGAGAAUCUUUCUGCUUCAUUCAUUGUUCAAGACAUCAACAUUACUGGCCACUUUUCCUGGAAAAUAUCAAAAGCAAAUCUACAUCAACCCAUGACAGGGUUCCAAGUCACUUGGGCAGAAGUUACGACAGAGAGUAGACAGAACAGCUUGCCCAACAGCAUUAUUUCCCAGUCACAAAUACUGCCAGUAGAUCACUACGUACUGACAGUGCCCAACCUGAGACCAUCAACUCUUUACCGCUUAGAAGUCCAAGUGCUGACAACAGGUGGUGAGGGGCCAGCUACCAUAAAGUCAUUCCGAACACCUGAAUUGCUGAUACCUCCACACAGGCCUCAUCUGAAGCAACAUCAUCCCCAUCACAACAAGCCACCACCUGAAAAAUACUAAAUUGUAUUGGAACAUUAACUAACUGGGAAAGACUAUAAACUGAGCUCUUGCAAGAUCAGAAAAAAUGCAUCUGUACUGGAAUAUGUAAUGAUCUAUGUUCUAGUGGAUGUUUACCCUAUAUGAAAUGAGUAGAGAUAUCUACAUCAUAUGGACUGAAGAAAGCAUGUUUGUACUAAUUCUAGGAUGAAGUACUGUAUGUCAUGCAAUGAUCAACUGUAUUCAUGUAAUUGAAACAUUCAACAUCUGUGAAAAUUUAAGAAUAUCAAAGUGUAGUGAUUUACUAGCAUCAUAGUGUACAUUGUAGAACACUCACAGUCUUCUCAGUCUUUAUACGUCUUUGUGUAUGGUUUUUCU
This is a messenger RNA of Elgaria multicarinata webbii, 2537 nucleotides long. It is a transcript of the gene ANOS1, whose product is annotated as anosmin 1. NCBI's taxonomy places the organism in Eukaryota, Metazoa, Chordata, Lepidosauria, Squamata, Anguidae. Bases 126 to 2183 code for a protein of 685 amino acids. The transcript is spliced from 14 exons. Gene Ontology annotation, cellular component: extracellular region; cell surface. The record is from RefSeq and is a predicted model, not a curated record. Gene Ontology annotation, molecular function: protein binding; peptidase inhibitor activity. Gene Ontology annotation, biological process: neuron differentiation.